UUUGACAAUAGGGAAUAUUCUGCUGAUGCAGAUGAAGCUUCUGCAAAGGAGGCGGCUCGAAGGCACAUACAAGAUGGAAGUAUAGGUUAUACAAAUGCUGAAGUAGUUGUGAAGCUUGGUGGUUGGGACUUGAAGCAUGCUAGAGAUGUUGCUCAGGGGUGCUUGAGUGCAUUAAAACAACUAAUCUUAUCAGACAAUCAGCUUACAGGAAAGAAGAGUCUGUACAUCAGGUUAGGGUGUCGUGGAGAUUGGCCAAACAUCAAACCACCAGGCUGGGACCCAUCGAGUGGGGUAGAUCCCUCUCCUGAGUCAUGACAACAGCUUGGGACCCACUAAGUGUGGUAGGUCCCUCUCCUGAAUUCUGUUUAAAUGAGUGUACAAUCAUGAUCAUUCGUUACUAGAUGUGGCUUCCAUGAUCCGAUGCUUGCUAAGAUGAGUGAUAGUUAUCCCUGCCAAUUGCGCCUGUAAUUUUUGUUGCAUAUUGUCAUUAUCAGUGGUGUAGCAGUCUAAAUUAGUAGUUAAUGUUCACAAGUGGCCAGUUCGCAGCUGAAAUUGAGAAAUCGUUUAUGAGUUUG
Molecule: messenger RNA, 575 nt
Organism: Elaeis guineensis (African oil palm)
Lineage: Eukaryota; Viridiplantae; Streptophyta; Magnoliopsida; Arecales; Arecaceae
Source: RefSeq, a predicted model, not a curated record